Messenger RNA from Ahaetulla prasina, 5504 nucleotides. It is a transcript of the gene MCF2, whose product is annotated as MCF.2 cell line derived transforming sequence. Gene Ontology annotation, biological process: dendrite development; intracellular signal transduction. The transcript has 30 exons. Bases 367 to 3726 code for a protein of 1119 amino acids. Lineage: Eukaryota; Metazoa; Chordata; Lepidosauria; Squamata; Colubridae. Gene Ontology annotation, cellular component: cytoplasm. Gene Ontology annotation, molecular function: protein binding; guanyl-nucleotide exchange factor activity. The record is from RefSeq and is a predicted model, not a curated record.
GCGGGACACGCGAGGAGCAGGGACCAUCCUUUGGGGGUUGGGUCAGGACGAGCCCUUUUCGGGGGUCUCGUCCUCACCGUCUUUGGAAACUUGGGGACCGCGGUGCCAACCCCGCGUCUCCAUCAAUCGCGGAGAGGCGAGGAGGAGGCGCCGCUCUCCAUCCAGCUGGGCGUCCCGGCGCUGCCACCGGAGGGGAAACUGAGGCAGGACUCCCUGCCCUGCGGAGCCAGCCGCCCCCGGGCCGGCGGGGAGGGAAGGAGGGACCGGCGGAGGCGGAGUAACCCAACUCAACCCAGCUCAGCUCAGAUCAGAUCAGCCCGCCCGGGCGCGCCGCUGCAGCCGCCAGCAAAACCCACCGCCGGGCCGAUGGCUCUGCCCGCCCGGCCGCCCGGCCGCAUCUCCGAGGCCGAGAUGGCUCUUUACUACCAGCUGCUGCGAAGCGCCGCCCGCGCCGAGGUUUUGGCUGGAGCCGAAUCAGCUGCCCCAUCGCGGGCCAAGGAGCUUGGAGAUGACCUGAGAAAAGGAAUUGCAUUUCUUUCUGGUGGGAGAGGAAAAGGCAAGGAGUGGAUUGUCACCUUUCCUGAAAAUCCCAGUUUUAGCCAGGUGUCCGAGGAGGUCAUCGCGAAAGUUUUAACCUACCUGGCAUGGAUCCCAAGCCAACGCAGACCAGAAAGCAAAUUUAUCCUCAUCCUGGAUAGAAGGUUAGAUACCUGGAUGUCAGUCAAGAUGGCUCUCCAAAGAAUAGCAACUUCUUUUCCUGGGAAUCUCCACCUCGUGAUGGUCCUACGUCCCACUGGGUUUUUCCAACGCACUUUUACCGACAUUGGUUUCCGGUUUAGCCAAGAGGACUUCCUUCUCAAACUUCCGGUGGUAAUGCUGAGUUCUGUCAGUGAGCUAUUGACAUACAUUGAUGAAAAGCAAUUGACACCCGAAUUCGGAGGCACCUUGGAGUAUUGCCAUAGCGAAUGGGUCAUCUUCAGAACGGCUAUAGAAAGCUUUGCGCUCACGGUGAAGGAAACCGCUCAGCUGUUGCAAUCUUUUGGCAUGGAGUUGGCCGAAACACAACUGCCGGAUGAAACUUAUUCCAUUGAGCACAUCCUGGCUCUGCGGACAGAGAAAUACUAUCAGCUAAAGGAAGACAUCACUGCAGUAACCAAAGAAGGAAAGAUGUUGUUGGGUAGUUUAGAAGAACCAGACAUGGAAGGUGUGGAAGAGGAAGAGAAACAAGAGAGAUCCAGCGACUGGGAGACUGUUCAUCGCUUACUCACCCAACUUCAUGAGAUGGAGACAGCUUUUGACGGAUUCUGGGAGAAACAUCAGCUGAAGAUGGAGCAGUACUUGCAACUGUGGAAGUUUGAGCAGAACUUCCAAGAGCUCAGUAAAGCCCUGGAAUUCUUAACGACCCAGCAGCGGGAAUUGUCGGAUACGGGAGAAAACGUCUCUCAAGUGAAGCAAAGGCUCUCGGAGUUGGAUAACUUAGAGCAAACAGCACAGGAUUUAACAGCUAAAGCUCAUGUGGUGAUUCUUCACGGACACCAAAUGGCGGCCAGCCACCAUUAUGCCCUCAACCUGAUUUGCCAGCAGUGCAACGAACUACGCCACCAUUCGGACAUCUUGCUGGAAGAGAUCAAAAGGAAAAGCAACAGGCUCCAGCAAACGUUGGACCUCCUCAAUUCUCUGCAACAGGCCCUGGAAUGUUGUGAUGAAGGUGUGUAUCUUCUAGCCAACCAGCCACUGGACAAAUGCCAGUCCCGGGAAGGGGCUCAGAAAGCUCUCCAAGACAUAGAGAAGUUCCUUGAGAGCUCUUCGCUGCAUUUAAACAUAGAUCCUCAAGCCCUAUCUUCUAAUUUUCAUCUCAUUUUAACCCCGGAACUCAGGGCUCGAAUACAGAUGGUCCAGAUUAAGUUGGAGAACGUGCGCAGCAUGUUUGAGAACCGACAGGCUUGCUUCAGAAAGCUCGCCGACAAGCAAGUCCGUCCAGUGCAGCUGGUAGCCCCCCGGCCAGAAUGCCCAGCCCGGUCUAAAUCUCCGCUGUUUUCCCCCAAACAUGGUGUGGAUUUCAAUUCCAGUUUGAAGUUUUCCUUCGAUAUCUCGCUACCGGGCAAGAAAACUUCAAGGAAAUCUCAAAAUUCCCGCAAGAUUGAAGUCGUCCACAAUUACCAAGAGAAAAGAAACUCCUUGCAGUAUUACAUCACGGAAAGUGAAGACAGCUUAGAUAUGUUGAAAAGCCACGUCAUCCACGAACUGAUACAAACCGAACGAGUGUAUGUUGAGGAACUUUUCACAGUUUUGAUGGGGUACCGAGCGGAGAUGGACAACCCCACCAUGGCCUUCCUCUUACCGCCCCUUUUGAGAAGCUAUAGAGAUGUUCUCUUUGGAAACAUGCCUGAGAUUUAUGACUUCCACAACAAUAUCUUCCUCCAUCACCUGGAGAGCUGCCUUGAAGCUCCAGAGAGAGUUGGGUGCUGCUUCUUGGAAAAGCGGGAGGAUUUUCAGAUGUAUGAGAAGUAUUGUCAGAAUAAACCCCAGUCAGAAUCUCUCUGGCGGCAAUAUGCCGAGAGCCUCUUUUUCCAGGAAUGCCAGAAGAAGCUAGAACACAAGCUCAGUCUGGAUUCGUACUUGCUCAAACCGGUGCAGAGGUUAACCAAGUACCAGCUGCUUCUCAAGGAGCUGCUGAAGUACAGCACGAGCUGUGAAGGUGUACAGGAACUGCAAGAAGCUUUAGUUGCCAUGCUGGAUUUGGUCAAGUCCGUCAAUGAUUCCAUGCAUCAGAUUUCCAUCACUGGCUACGAUGGAGACCUCGGUGAGCUUGGCAAAGUCUUGAUGCAGGGAUCCUUCAGCGUGUGGGUGGGCCACCGGAAGGGCCCGACGAAGAUGAAGGACCUGGCUCGCUUCAAGCCCAUGCAGAGGCACCUGUUCCUCUACGAGAAGGCCCUGGUCUUCUGUAAGAAAAGAGAAGAGCACUGCGACAGCUACGACAAGAGGUCGUCCUACAGCUUCAAGCACUUUCUGAAAAUGAAUGCUGUUGGGAUCACGGAAAACGUGAAGGGAGACCCUCGCAAGUUUGAGAUCUGGUACAGCGGCCGAGAAGAAGUCUACGUUGUGCAGGCGCAAACCUUUGACCUGAAGAUGGCCUGGUUAAAUGAAAUCCGAAAGAUUUUGUUCAAGCAGCAACAGCUUAUCAAAGAUGAGAAGCAAAUGUCACCUUUGUGUACUGAUACAAUUCAACUUUCUCCUCCGUUGAGUGAUGGGAAAAAGCCCAGAGCUUCUGUAAGCUCAGAGGAGAAUGAUGCUGAACGUACCAGCCCUGUAGCUGUGGAGAACUUAGCUUCCUCUUCUCAGAACAAACCUAGCAAAUCUUGGGCAGGUAUGUCCCAUUCACUAGAAAUUUGUGAAGGUCUCGAAGAGUGGUCCAGCCACCAUUACUUCUCAACCUGCUCUGACACCGAAGAAGAAGAUGGCAACCAACUGUCUCCAGGAAAAUAUAAAGCCUUAGCAGAUUGCAAGAAGAGAGACUCAGAUGAACUUCUGGUGAAGAACGGCGACGUCAUUCAGCUCAUGCAUGAAGAUGGAGAGGGUCAGUGGUUGGUCAAAAACCUCAAUCGAAGCAAAGAAGGCUGGGUGCCCACCAGCAGCCUGCAGCUAAUCCUCGGAGACUGUAGAUUUCGGAGCCCAAGAGUCACAGACGCUGCCCACGAUAGGAUGAGGAAGUUAAGCUCCCCCUGAAUUUAAAGAAUUAAGGCCCAGCCCUUUGUGAAUACUCCAGUGGAGACCCUGGAAUGGUAACUAGGAACAGAGAGGCCAAUUAGAACUUAUUCGGUGUCUGUGAUCCAAACUAAGGGACAGCACUGGGCUCAGAAGCUAAGCAGGAUCAAACCUGGUUAGUCCUUGGAUGGGAGAAUAUCAAGGGGCUAGGCUAGAGGGGAAGUUGGAAAACCUUCCAGAAGAAGACAAUGGCAAUGUUUUUGAGGAAGCUCUAUGGACGUAUCUCUGUAAGCAUCACAAGUUGGCCUCAACUUGAAAGAAACUUUUUACCUUUUUAAUCAUCAAAAACAUCACAUCCUCAUCCAGUGGGACCAUGACUGGGAGCCAUUCUUUCCUCUUCUUUUUCAUUUUCCUUCCUUCCCCUACUUCUGGAAAAGCUCCAUUGUUUUUGACCCAAGGAGGAGACCUCAUCUGUACAGGAUCUCCCGAGUUUCCUCUGAGAAGGCAUUUGACGGUUCCGUGGUUUUGGGAAAGGUUGUAGGAUGAGCUUCCAGUUUUUCCAGCCACCCUUUGCUGGGAUUCUCUGGUCUUGGCUAAGAUCUUGUGGGGGAGUCUUAAGGAAGCCAACUUCAGUAGGUUUUGCAGGAACUUGGAGAUCUGUAAAAUGUCCUUCUGGCUUUGCUAUCAAGAGUCUAAAGAAUCUGGGUUGUGUUUCAAGACUUGGUCAACUGGCAGCUCCAGAUUGUAGACAACUCAGUGUGGAUUCCUCUCCACUGGCCAAGCCAAGGGUCUAGCAAAGUUUGCACAGGAAUUUUUAAGGGGAUAUUUGGGGGGGGGAACAUAUGUGCCAUAACUAAGUCCAGGAUUGUUUUGCACUAUAUGUAUUAAGAUUGUCCUUGUUAGUAGUGAGACUAUAUGUUUCUGGCUCUUUAAGAAGCCACUUGUACUUAGGCAAGGAUCGAAUGCUUUUUAAAAGGCGCUUUCCAGCAUUUAUUUUUUUUUUUUUUUGUAGGCUCAGGUAAUUCAAUGUCUAUAGACAACGGUUACAAAUUUAAGCUCCCAAAGCAUUUCUAACCACAGGGUAACUAUUGGGACAGGCUACUCACAACCACUCAGGGCAGUGAACGGUGUACAUAAACCAAAAAAAUAAAAAAAUAAAAAUUCACUGUCAAUGUAAGUUGUCAUCGAUCUGUUUUCUUUGACGUUUUCUUUCUCAUCCAGGUUUGGGACAGGGUUAGUAGAUAUUUUUUUGUUUAAAAAGCCCAGAUUUCAGCUGGACCUCUGAAAAUGUUGCUGUACCAUUUUUUUUCUUUCUUCUCUUAAUCUCCAUUUAUGCACACUUUCCUAGUUGCUGAAGAUCACGCUGUUGCUGCUGCUGGAAUUCCUUGCAAGAAUUCCUAAACAAGCCAUUUUCACCCUUUUUCCCCUUGUGUGUAAAACGCCGUUGAAAUCGCGGUACUACACUUUUAAAACGAGGAUGUGUUCAUUGCGGUGGGGCGGCCUGGAUAACCCAAAUAAAGGUUAUUUUUUAAAAGGGUUCAUUCCCAUGUGUACAGCACAGCGCGAAUCUUUUUAACUUUUGUCUACCAGGUUCUAAACCGUACGUGCUUCGGUUUACCUACGUAGCAAGUCUGAAUCUCAUGUUUUAGGCUGCGGCCAGAAAUUCACCGCAUAUAGGAUUGCACUUCUAAACUUCGAAAACUUUGCACAAACCAUCGAGGGCCUCUUAAAAAUAGGCUGGUGUUAAAAACAUCGAUGUAGCCCCGAGCUGUGGACUAUUUAUGCCUUCCCUGUCCCAA